CAGAAGAUUUCUCUCUCCUCUUCUUUUCUUUUCCUCCAAGAACCUCUUAAGCUUCUUCUAUUUAUCCUUCUCCCUCGAAUCAUCCCAAAAUCAUUCAAACCCCAUUUUUAAUUUCUGGGUAACAAUCUCCUGAAUAUAAAUAAAAUACAACAAUAAUUUAAUCUGGGUUUUAGAGAUUUUGGGGGAAAUGGGAAGGAAUACAGAAACAAAGUUAAUACAAGAACUGGUGUUAUAUGCAGCAAGUGCAGCUCUUAGUUGUUUGGUAUUAUUUGUUGGGCUUAGACAAUUAGACCCUAAUCGUGAAGCGUCAAAGAAAGCCCUUGAACAGAAGAAAGAAAUUGCUAAGCGUUUGGGUAGACCUCUUAUUCAAACUAAUCCUUACGAGGAUGUUAUUGCAUGUGAUGUUAUAAAUCCUGACCACAUAGAAGUCAAGUUUGACUUAAUUGGGGGUUUAGAUAGCAUCAAGCAAGCACUUUAUGAGCUUGUCAUUCUUCCAUUACGGAGGCCUGAGCUGUUUACGUAUGGGAAAUUGCUUGGUCCUCAAAAAGGUGUUUUACUUUAUGGUCCUCCGGGAACUGGAAAGACUAUGUUAGCAAAAGCUAUUGCUAAAGAGUCUGGAGCAGUUUUCAUAAAUGUGAGGAUUUCAAAUUUGAUGAGCAAAUGGUUUGGUGACGCACAAAAACUCGUUUCUGCUGUGUUUAGCCUGGCAUACAAACUACAGCCUGCUAUCAUAUUCAUCGAUGAGGUUGAUAGCUUCUUGGGACAGCGUAGAAACUCUGAUCAUGAAGCAUUGACAAACAUGAAAACAGAGUUUAUGGCUUUGUGGGAUGGCUUCACAACUGAUCAGAAUGCCAGAGUGAUGGUUCUUGCUGCUACAAAUCGUCCAUCUGAACUUGAUGAGGCUAUUCUUCGCCGAUUUUCUCAGGCAUUUGAGAUUGGAAUGCCUGUUCGCAAGGAGAGGGCAGAGAUAUUGAGAGUAAUCCUGAAGGAUGAGAGGGUAGAGGAAAACAUUGACUUUGAUUAUCUAGCCAGCUUAUGUGACGGAAGUACCGGUUCUGAUCUAUUUGAGCUUUGUAAAAAGGCUGCAUAUCUUCCAAUCAGGGAGCUUUUAGAUGAUGAGAAGAGUGGGAAACCACAUCAUGCUCCAAGGCUGCUGACACAAGCUGAUUUAGAGAAGGUCCUUACUACGUCAAAAAAGACCAAUGUGGCUGCACAUGAAUACUCGAGGCUAAUGUCGCAAUCGUCUUCCUGGUCAACACAAGAGGAUGGAGAGGGAGUACCAGUCCAAAACAUGAUCAAUGAGCUCUCAAAGCUUGUUCUCGCCCAAAUGUUGAAUCUGCAGUCUGAUAAUCAAGAGAGCUAAGCUGCAAUAGUUACUGUCUUACUGAAGCUUAGUAGCUAAUUUGAAAUUAGUAGUCAGGUGGUUGGUUAGAUUCUCCACUGAUCCAAAGUUUUGUCGAAUAUCUCAGUCCUUCCUAUAUUACUAUACUACACCAUAUGGGAUGCGAUUUUAUGUAUAAUUUCUUAUUUAACUUGCUUCUUUAGGUGCCUCAUAUUCAUUUAUUGCUGAUACAGAAUUUACUCCUGUCACUCUCAAAGAUACCUUCUGUCAGCCUGUCGCUUGUUUUUGGGAGUGAAAGCUUCUUGAAAUCAUUGAUGUAUGGAAGGCUUGCAAUAUGCUACAUAUUGUGAGAUAUAGGGUUAACUUUAAAAUUUCAGUGGUUUAUAUGGUAUCUAGUUUUGUUUUUUCUUUCUUGUA
This is a messenger RNA of Chenopodium quinoa (quinoa), 1759 nucleotides long. RefSeq names its product ATPase family AAA domain-containing protein 1-like. The record is from RefSeq and is a predicted model, not a curated record. The transcript has 5 exons. Gene Ontology annotation, cellular component: mitochondrial outer membrane. Gene Ontology annotation, molecular function: ATP binding; ATP hydrolysis activity. Bases 188 to 1363 code for a protein of 391 amino acids. NCBI's taxonomy places the organism in Eukaryota, Viridiplantae, Streptophyta, Magnoliopsida, Caryophyllales, Amaranthaceae.